UGUUGAGCCCGCCCUCCUCGUCCCGACGCUUGGUUUCAGCCUAGCUAGCUUGAAAUACCAGGAAAGGAGGACAGAAAGAGGGGAAAAGCGAAGAAAAGAUACGCGGAAAGGCCCGGAGAAUAAAAUACGUCUGGUACUCCUGAGAAAGCGCGCAAUAUUGUUAAUCUUCUAAACACCUGCCACCGCCGUGACUUUGGCUCUCUCCACCACCCUCCCCCCCCCCAUCCCCCUCCGUUUUCCUGGCUCGGUGGUUUGGUGACCUUCCACCCAUGAGCCCCGCCGCCAAUUAAAGCCCCCACCUUUGACCUUGGCCUGACCUCUCACCUCUUCUCCGCAAAGUCACGCCCCCCUGGUGAAGUGUGCAUGGAGCAGUGCGAGAGCGCUGCCGCCCUGCUGGAGUCAGUGAGGGAGCAGGAGGUGCAGUUUGAGCAGCUGACUCGAGCGCUGGAGGAGGAGAGGAGGAGGGUGGGCCUCCCCAGCCCCUCGUCCCGCCCCCUCCCCCACACACAGAACGGCCGUCUAGGUGAUGCAGACAUAGAGCGUCUGAAACUGACUGACGGCUACAUCAACGGGACCCAGUACAGGAUGGUGGACCCUGCUCACGGAGCUCUCGAUGAGAGCUACACUCCAGAAGACGACUCCCAGGAAGCGCACUCUGUGUUCUCAGAGGAGGGCACCGCGCGGCGGGCCGACAACGGGAUCAGGAAGGUGGUGACCUCUCGCACCGUCAUCCCUGACUCCAUGUCCAUCGACGGGGGCCUCUCUGUGUCCGGCAUGGGCGGCUACAGCGCCACCCUGGACCGCGCCUACAGGCAGGGGGGCGGGAUCCCCGACUACCCCAUGGCCACCGUGCCCAGGAACUACCACUACGCCCCCUCGGGGGGCUACGACGACUACAGGGCGGGGCCCCCCUCGGACACCUACGCCAGCCUGAGCAGAGGCACGCGCAUGGACGACAGAUACAGGCCCAUGGACGGUUACAGGACCCUGGACUCUGGCUACCGCGCCCCCAGCCGGCAGCAGCUGGACCCGUACGGCGCCCAGCCCCAGGUGAGCCGCGCGGUGCGGGGCGUGGGCAGCGCCCUGGAGCUGGGGGGCAUGCGCUACGCGCCGGCGCCCUACGGCAUGGAGGACGACCAGCGCAGCCUUGGCUACGACGACAUGGACUACAGCAUGGCGCCGCCGCCCAUGCACCCGGGCUACGGAACCAUGCCCCGUCUGGGGGGCGUAGUCCCGGGCACGCUGGACAGACGCAGGCUCAGGAGCUGUGAGGACACACUAGACGGCGACAUGGGCGGGGUGGACCCCUACGCCUGGGGCGUUCCCAUGGCGAUGGAGCGGGGCAGCAUGGCGUCGCUGGACAGCACCCUGAGGAAGGGCCCCCCCGGCUCCUGGAGGCAGCCCGAGCUGCCCGAGGUGAUCGCUAUGCUCAACUACCGCCUGGACCCCGUCAAGACCAACGCCGCCGCCUUCCUGCAGCACCUCACCUUCAAGAACGACAAGGUGAAGUCGGAGGUGCGGCGUCUGAAGGGCAUCCCCUCCCUGGUGUCCCUGCUGGACCACCCCAAGAAGGAGGUGCACCACUCGGCCUGCGGGGCGCUCAAGAACAUCUCGUACGGACGCGACCAUGACAACAAGAUCGCCAUCAAGAACUGCGACGGCGUCCCCGCCCUGGUCCGCCUGCUGAGGAAGACCAGGGACCAGGACCUCACCGACACCAUCACAGGCACGCUGUGGAACCUGUCGUCUCAUGACUCGGUGAAGAUGGAGAUCGUGGACCACGCCCUGCACGCCCUGGCGGACGAGGUGAUGGUGCCCCACUCGGGCUGGGAGCGGGGGAGCGACGGGGGCGAGGAGAGCUGCAAGCCCCGCCACCUGGAGUGGGAGACGGCCCUCACCAACACAGCUGGCUGCCUCAGGAACGUGAGUUCAGAACGCAGCGAAGCCCGACGCAAGCUGAGGGAAUGCUCGGGAUUGGUGGACUCGCUCAUGUACAUUGUCCAGUCACAGAUCAACCGCAAAGACGUGGACAACAAGCUGGUGGAGAACAGUGUGUGUCUGCUGAGGAACCUGUCCUAUCAGGUGCACCGCGAAGUCCCCGGCCACGAGCGCUACCUGGAGGCCACGCCCCUGAAUCAGGGUCCCGCCCCCAGCGCCAACAAGGCCAGCUGCUUUGGCUCGCGGAAGGGCAAAGAUGAGUGGUUUGCCAAAGGAAAGAAAGAUGGAGAUGAUGGAGGUGCAGAUCAGGUGGACAUUCCCAAGAGGCAAACACCUGCCAAAGGCUACGAGCUCCUGUUCCAGCCCGAGGUGGUGCGUGUGUACACCUCCCUGCUGCAGGAGAGCCAGAACCCCUCUGUCCUGGAGGCUGCUGCCGGGGCCGUCCAGAACCUCUGUGCCGGCCGCUGGACCUACGGGCGCUACAUCCGGGCCACGGUGCGUCUGGAGAAGGGGCUGCCCAUGAUGGCCGAGCUGCUGGCCCACGGGAACGACCGUGUGGUCAGGGCCAUGUCCGGGGCCCUGAGGAACCUGGCCAUCGACAACCGCAACCGCGAGCUGCUGGGCAAGCACGCGGUGCCCCACCUAGUGGCCGACCUGCCGGGGGGCCAGAGCCAGUCUGCACGCCCCCUGUCCGAGGAGACGGUGGUGUCCGUACUGAGCACGCUCACCGAGGUGCUCGGCAACAGCCUGGAGGCAGCCAAGACCCUUCGGGCCUCCCAGGGCAUCGAGAGGCUGGUGCUCAUCAACAAGGAUGGCAAGCGCUCGGACCGCGAGGCGCGCGGGGCGGGGCAGGUGCUGCAGCUGGUGUGGGGCCACAAGGAGCUGCGGAAGCCGCUGGAGAAGGACGGCUGGAAGAAGAGCGACUUCAUGGCGACCCUGGGCCCCAGCACCAACGGCCCCAGCCGGGCCAACGGCGGCUACGAGGACAGCACUCUGCCGCUGCUGGACAGAGGAGAGAAGAGGGACAUCAUCCCACUCAACGACCUAGGCCCUGAAGCCUACUCUACACUGGACCAGAGAGAGAGGAGACACACUCUAGACAACACUCUGGACAACACAGACACUUUAAAGCGAGGGGUCUAUGGGGGCAGAAAGGGCUCCUUGCCCCUCCUGGAUUCCUACGAUGGUUAGGCCCCUCCCUCUCCCCCCUCUCUCUGCAUGUUACAGCAUG
Molecule: messenger RNA, 3169 nt
Organism: Hypomesus transpacificus
Lineage: Eukaryota; Metazoa; Chordata; Actinopteri; Osmeriformes; Osmeridae
Product: catenin delta-1-like
Exons: 22
Coding region: 364-3129 (921 amino acids)
Biological process (GO): cell-cell adhesion; cell-cell junction assembly
Cellular component (GO): adherens junction; plasma membrane; nucleus
Molecular function (GO): cadherin binding
Source: RefSeq, a predicted model, not a curated record